CUCGGGCGCUUCUCAGAAACUUUCCCGAAGUUUAUGCGGCCGAUCUUGUAAACUGACAGUGUCGCUUCAGUGUUGCGAGUCUUUGAGAACAUGACUGAUGGUCAAACCAUCUCUGGCCACGGCUCCUCUGACCUUACUAGUACUCUUGCGUCCCCCAGGGCACUGAGAUGUCUGCAAACCACACAAGUCUCGACGCGGCCGCCGCCGACCGUAAGGCCCGCCUGGCCAAACUUGCGUCCCUCAAGCGCAAACAACCAGACUCCGAUGUUACGGUUACGGCUGCAGCCCCAAAAGAUGCGAACGAGCAAGAUGAGAGCAACACUUCCGUCGCAGACAGAUAUCUUUCAGGACGCAACUACGACGUCGCGUCGAAGAACGCGAAACUUGGGUUUGAGAAUAUUCCCAUCGCCAACGUCGAGACCUUAGAAGAACAGGCAGAACGCAUAGCCAAUGCUACUGCUGAACAAGCUGCGAAGGAGGAGGCCGAAGCAGAAAAAGGCAUCGACCUGUUCAAGCUGCAACCGAAAAAGCCUAAUUGGGAUUUGAAAAGAGACUUGGCGGAAAAGAUGAAGAUCCUCGAUGUUCGAACGCAGAAUGCUAUCGCAAGAUUGGUGAGGGAGCGUAUAGAAAAUGCAAAGAAAGAGGCCGCUAGCAAAAGUAAGCCCGCGCAAUCGGACGGUGUUGGCGAUCAGGGCGAGGAAGUGGGCAUAGAGGGCAACACGCUUGUCGAGGGCAUCCAUUUGCGGGAGCAGGAGGAACAGCAAGACGCCGCUCUACAGGAGGAAGAUGAAAUUCCGUGAUACGGCCGACGCCAAAGCCAAUAUGCCACUCAAAGUGCGCAAGAUUGGAGAUAUCCUGCAACCAGCCUUGCUCGACGGUCUCGAAGCCAUCGGAGUUCAACCAGGACAGGAAUCCGCUCGAGCCCUCUCGAUGACCGCUUCCACCCUCGUUCGGGUCAUGGCUUCAGCGCCAGUGCUUCCCACAAUUCCUCUCGACACCGCCAGUCCACGGUGGAAGGAGCCCAAGACCGUCCUGUUCCAGGUCGACGUUACGGCAGCCUCCAACCUACCUAGGUAGACUAUAUUUGGCGCCGCCUGCAUGCAGGCACAUGAACGAACAUGAAGGCGAAUGAGGGAAAUGCGCAUUGAGACUUCCGCCUAUCCAGGGGCGAUAACACUCUAUCGGCACCAGAAAUACGGUCGCGGUGGCUUGGGAAUGGUGAUAUAGAUACAUGUCUUAGGCGACUGAUCAAAGUUAAGCGGAAGACGCCGAGAUAUCGAGUUAUGCAUUGAUGAAGGCUCCACAAAGUAAAACAAGCCAAACAAGCACCCGAGAGAGACUGCGCCUCCAACGCCUGACUAGUCAAAACGACACACCCACGCCGUGCGGUCCAUAGACAGUUUGCAAACCCAGGUAUUAUCAUAACAGGGCGACUCUCACUAGUUCACAUGUUCAUUGCUUGCGUUAAAGCCAGUCGUUUGCUGUACGGACUCAGACUGCGUUCCCGGCGAACCUCCUUGCGAGGCUGCUGAUAGGAGUCCGACCGGGCUUCCCUGGGCGACCUCCGUUCCUCUGCGUGUUGACCUUCCUGCCGGUAAAAUCUGGGCCGGUGCUCGAAGCUGUGAUCUGAUUCGCCGAGCGACCUUCUAUGCUUGGUGAUUUGGCUCUUGUCCAUGCUAGGACUGUUACUCCGACUGCGAUGGCUUCCGCGGCGCUUGGAACUCGGCCUGCCUCGGUCAAUGGGACUGAUCGUUCGAUGGCGCCUACUUUUUCGGUGAGAUCCUGGCAGCCGCGGAGGUGAUCUAGAGGACCUGGAAUAUGAAGAAGAAACAGAUCGAUGCCUCCGUUUGCGAGAUCGAUUGGAUGGCGGCGUUCUGGAGCGUAUGCGGCUGUUUCUGUCUCUGGUAGGGUUCCCACUCUCCCGCCCACGCAGAGGCGAGGGCGAGCGGGAAGGGUCCUUGCUAGUCGAUAUUGUUGAUACUGAGCUGGAAGAACUCGCAGACCGCGAGCGUGGCCUUUCAGAAGGACUUCGCGACCGGCUCCGGCCUCGAGACUCUGUAGCAGUAUUCGCCUUGCGCCUAGCUUCAGCUUCAGCCAGUUGUUGAUCUGCAACUCCUUUACUAGAGAAAAAUCAACAAGGUUCAAAAAGGGAAAGGUGGUUGGCGCAAUACCUAUCGAGCAAGCUGUUGGGAGUAUCAGCCGUGAGCUUAGGCAUCAACUUUGGAUUCAGGAGUUGUUUUGUCCUGGACGGUCUGGAUGUGUACGGUCUUUCUUGGACGCUUGCUUUGCACUCAUAACUAUAGUGGCCUAAUCAACUGUCAGUGAGGCUCGGGUACUGUAUGGGACAGAGCAAACAUAUCUUUCUUAAGACAUUUUUGGCACACGGUGGAGGCUGAAGCCUUGGGAGGCCCCAAGCCUGGAAUUGUGCGGUAUCGAUUCAUUUGAUAAGAAUAGUCUGAAACGUGUCGCAGGGCGCGGUAAAACUUCAGGCACUCAGCACCCUGGAUGUCGACGGGCGUGCAAUUUUGUGUGAAAGGACGAGAAUGUCGUGUAAAGCCUAUUGAAUAGUAUGCAAAUUCCCAACCGGCUUGCCGACUAAUAAGGACAUGUACCUGGUGA
Messenger RNA from Exophiala dermatitidis NIH/UT8656, 2619 nucleotides. RefSeq lists its product as uncharacterized. The coding region runs from base 168 to 800 and encodes 210 amino acids. NCBI's taxonomy places the organism in Eukaryota, Fungi, Ascomycota, Eurotiomycetes, Chaetothyriales, Herpotrichiellaceae. The transcript has a single exon. Gene Ontology annotation, cellular component: post-mRNA release spliceosomal complex; U2-type spliceosomal complex. The record is from RefSeq and is a predicted model, not a curated record.